AUGAUGACAUUGUAGCUUAACAGAAAGAAAUAAAAGUAUGGCAAUGCACAAGUGAAAGAAUUAUAUGCAUUUUAUAGUAGUUAUAGCUGUUACCGCUACUGUUUACCUAUUCCUUUAACUUCCUUUUUGCGGAUGAAAUAACCAAAGAGACUUUGUUGGUUAAUCGGUCACAUUUUAUUUAUGAAAUGACUUGGAUUGGUAUUAGUCUGGAUAUGGCAAAAUCGUUCUAUUAUAUCGAAUAAGUAUAUUCAAUCUAAUAAGUACGUUGUGUUAGAAUUGAGAAAUUCUAUGGCUCGCAAUAGUAUUCUCUUAUUUAUUACUUGUGCCUAAAUAAUUUUUCUUUUUGCAGUUAAAAUAUGAGGUAUCCAGCAAAAUGUGAGUGGUGCUUAUGAAUGAUGAUUUUGAGAAAUUAGAAUGAAGGCAGUUAUUCUUGUAGGAGGUUUUGGUACUCGGCUGAGGCCAUUGACUCUUAGUGUCCCAAAGCCACUUGUUGAAUUUGCUAACAAGCCCAUGAUUUUGCAUCAGAUUGAGGCUCUCAAGGCUGUUGGAGUGACUGAAGUGGUCUUGGCUAUUAACUACCAGCCUGAGGUGAUGCUGAACUUCUUGAAAGAAUUUGAGACAAAACUUGGGAUUAAGAUUACCUGUUCUCAAGAAACUGAACCACUUGGGACUGCAGGUCCCCUUGCUUUGGCUAGAGACAAGCUGAUUGAUGAUUCUGGUGAGCCAUUUUUUGUUCUUAACAGUGAUGUUAUCAGUGAAUAUCCUUUCAAAGAGAUGAUUGAAUUCCACAAAUCCCAUGGAGGUGAGGCUUCUUUAAUGGUGACAAAGGUGGAUGAGCCUUCCAAAUAUGGUGUUGUUGUCAUGGAAGAGUCGAAUGGCCAAGUUGAGAGAUUUGUGGAAAAGCCUAAGUUAUUUGUAGGCAACAAGAUCAAUGCUGGCAUUUACCUGCUCGACCCUUGCGUUCUAGACAGAAUUCAAUUAAAACCAACGUCCAUUGAGAAGGAGAUUUUCCCAAAAAUUGCUGCCGAGAAAAAGCUCUAUGCUAUGGUCCUCCCGGGGUUUUGGAUGGAUAUUGGACAGCCAAGGGAUUACAUCACUGGUCUUAGACUUUACCUAGAUUCUUUGAAGAAGAGAUCUUCACCGAAACUAGCAUCAGGUUCUCAUAUUGUUGGAAACGUCAUAGUGGAUGAGACUGCGAAAAUUGGAGAAGGAUGCUUGAUUGGACCAGAUGUUGCGAUAGGCCCUGGUUGCGUGAUUGAGUCUGGGGUUAGACUCUCUCGUUGCACUGUGAUGUGUGGAGUCCGUGUUAAAAAACACGCGUGCGUCUCAAGUACCAUUAUUGGUUGGCACUCAACUGUUGGACAAUGGGCUCGUGUUGAGAAUAUGACCAUUCUCGGAGAAGAUGUCCAUGUUUGUGAUGAAAUUUACAGCAAUGGUGGAGUAGUCUUACCUCAUAAGCAGAUCAAAUCUAGCAUCCUGAAACCAGAAAUAGUGAUGUGAGGGUAAUUUCUAGUGCUAGGAAGCAAUAAGUUAGUUUCUUCAAAAUGUGUUUUUUCUUUUCCUUUAUUUGGUUGGUUUUCAAGUUCAUCUUCUUCAAUUGUAAAAGUGGGAAAGUCUUUCAAUUUCGAAGGUUUGCCUGUUUGUAAUUUUCGGUGUAUAUACAAAUAAAGAAUUCUAUUA
Lycium ferocissimum is the source of this 1680-nucleotide messenger RNA. Its product is annotated as mannose-1-phosphate guanylyltransferase 1-like. Gene Ontology annotation, molecular function: mannose-1-phosphate guanylyltransferase (GTP) activity; GTP binding. NCBI's taxonomy places the organism in Eukaryota, Viridiplantae, Streptophyta, Magnoliopsida, Solanales, Solanaceae. Gene Ontology annotation, cellular component: cytoplasm. Gene Ontology annotation, biological process: cell wall mannoprotein biosynthetic process; GDP-mannose biosynthetic process. Bases 415 to 1500 code for a protein of 361 amino acids. The record is from RefSeq and is a predicted model, not a curated record. The transcript is spliced from 5 exons.